AAGACUCACAAACCAAACCAAACAAACAAACCAACUGCAAUUCUCUAAUUCUCUCCCUCUCUCAAAGAAAGAAUUUUCCGGCGGCGAUCGAAAUGCGUCCUCCGCAGAGAACGGUGGUUUACAAAGUCGGCGAUGAGGUGGAAGUGAUCGGAAAGGAAGAAGGCUUCUACACCUCAUACUACGAGGCCACCGUCGUCUCCCUCCUCCCUUUCGGCCGCUAUGAAGUCCAGUACAAGACGCUGAUCGUGGACGAGGAGACCAAGAUUCCGCUGAAGGAGGCGGUGCUGGCGAAGGACCUCCGCCCUGUGCCGCCGCUUGUCAACACCCGCGGCGAGUACAAGCUGUACCAGGCGGUGAACACGUUCGACAACGACGGGUGGUGGUACGGGAUGAUAGUUGGAAGGAUCAGCUGCACUGGCGGCAAGGGUUACAACGUCUACUUCAGUUCCACCAACGAGACGCUUCCGUACAACUGUUCUCGCAUCAGGGUUCACCAUGAAUUCUUUGAUGCAGAGUGGCAACAAAUUGAUUAGUAUUAUUCAUCGAUCUGUCAUCAAUUGCCCAAUUUUGUGUUCUUGCAAUUAUGGGUUUAUAGAUCUUUUUCUUUAUUCGGUUUCUUGGAAUUUGGAUAAUGGGGUUAUGGCUCAUGGGUUCUGUUUCAAUUAAUGGAUGCUAGAGAGUAGAGAGAUUAUUAUGUUUCGUCUGUGAUUUUGUAAAAUUGGCAAUUGGAAAUUAAUACAAGUCCUUUAAUUUCAAUUCA
Molecule: messenger RNA, 760 nt
Organism: Lotus japonicus
Lineage: Eukaryota; Viridiplantae; Streptophyta; Magnoliopsida; Fabales; Fabaceae
Product: protein AGENET DOMAIN (AGD)-CONTAINING P1-like
Exons: 1
Coding region: 93-533 (146 amino acids)
Source: RefSeq, a predicted model, not a curated record